AGCUGGCUCUCACUCCCUUCCUGCUGCAUCACAACAGCCUGAGCAAGUCGACAAGCAGUGUUUACCGGGAGGGAGGCUGCCUCGCUAGUCUUUCAAAACAACUCCACGGACGUCCUGCCACUGGGGUGACCGACGGGAACUGGUUGCAGAGUGAUAACCCCGCGCCAGCUGUUGGGACAUGGCGAGGCCAGAACAGGUUCUGCUCUUGGAGCCUCAGCAGGAACUGAAAUUCCGAGGUCCUUUCUCAGAUGUGGUCACCACAAAUCUCAAGCUCUCCAACCCCACAGACAGAAAUGUGUGUUUCAAGGUUAAGACAACAGCACCGCGCCGAUACUGCGUGCGGCCGAACAGCGGAAUCAUUAAUGCAGGCACCUCAAUCAACGUCUCAGUCAUGCUGCAGCCUUUCGACUACGACCCCAACGAGAAGAGCAAACACAAGUUCAUGGUCCAGUCAAUGUUAGCGCCCCCUGACAUGACCGACAUGGAAGGAGUGUGGAAGGAGGCUAAACCAGAAGAGCUAAUGGACUCCAAGCUGAGGUGUGUUUUUGAGAUGCCUGUGGAGAAUGAAAAGACGCACGACAUGGAGUCCAACAAGAUGUCAUCCAGCUUGCUGAAGUCAGAGUCCUCGCUUCCUCCAAAAUCCUCGAGCUCCAAUCUUGAUGAUGGCGAAGUGAAGAAGAUAAUGGAGGAGUGCAAGAGACUGCAGAUGGAGGCGCAGAGGCUACGGGAAGAAAACAAACAGAUCAGAGAGGAUGACGGCCUUCGAAUGAGGAAGAGCAACAUGAUGUCCUCCCACGCUCCAGUGGGGAUGAAGAAGGAGGAGGGCUUGAGCGCCCGCUCCAUGGCUCUCAUCGUCAUCUUCUUUGUGGUGGGCGUGGUGGUGGGCAAGUUGGUCCUGUAGAGCACAGUAUGGCGGGCCGCAGCAUGCUUCUGUGGGGAUCACACCAAACAUGGGGUCUGGGGAUUUUGGAUCAAUGCCGUACCUGCUGGGUCGGAUUGGGUGGGAAGGGUCAACUUUUGAUUUGUGUAUAAAAGAUGAUGCUCAAGGCAAAAAGAGUUUUCGGAACAGACCUGCUGCUACAGAUUGGGUUGUAAUCCACACAGUUUUGUUCAGGCCACCCCCUCCCCCGCCCCCAAACUGAAGCGGACCAUGGGUGAGUGUCAGUGUACAAUAAAUGCCCCUUUAGAGUCUCUAAUCCGGACCAAGUCUGUUGUGCGAAUGUCAUUUUCAAACCACAGCAUUUGCAAUAGUGGGUCGGCCACUGCAGAGCAUAUCAGGGAGUUUCCUUCUAAAGAAGGUGAUGAGCCAGAGCAGAGCUGUAGGCGGUCGGGUCACACAGGGCUAACAAGUCAGAGACUUGGUCUGUGAUUGCACUGCGUUUGUUUGUUUUUUUAAUUUCCCACCGCACCUGUCACUCACACACACCGCACAUGGACUGCAUGAAAACACAGUGUGGCAUCUGGACCUUUGAAUCUAAUUGAAUUGCUUUGAUAUUAGAGUUCACGUUUGGUUUGCCUGUAGGUUUGCACAUUUGUCCUGUUGCUUUUUGCCUGACUCUGAGGGUUGUUUCUGUUCAUGUCCUGUAACACACAACACACCAGGCGCUUCGCCUUGUGACCUGUGAGGCCGAGCCAUUCUCAGGCCGGGACCGAGGUAUAAAGUACACGCAUCCACCCCCGUGAUGGUUGUUUAGAUUCACCUGGUCACAUCACCGCUACGUUCUCCAGCAUUUUAGUUCCGUUCCAUGUCCUUUCUCAGAGCCAUAUAUUGUUUUCAUGGAUCGAGCGCUAACUCUGUUUGAACUCCUCCUUCUGCAUGUCGGGAGUAUAUUUUUGCUGAGUCAUCAAGGCGUUUCAUUUGUUUCUGGGCUUAAUGCACUGAACUCAUGUCUGACUCAUCGACCGCCUUUACACCUGGCAUUCAAAUGUUUCAUUGUUCCUCGAUUGGAGCCGAGGUACCACUGCAGAUUUUUUUUUUUUUUAAUUAAAAGUGUAGAUUCUAUCUGGGCCUCAUGCCAAUGAAACAAAACAAAAUCCUCAUUAUUCUCUAAGGCUGCAUCAAAGGGUUAAAGCCUUUUUUUGCUGAAAGCUUAAAAAAGUAAUUUGUGUAAUGGUUUUUAUACGUGGCAGCUUUGCCUUGUUUUAUCUGAUCAGAUGGAGGAACUGGAAAACACUGUCAUCAUUCAUGUGCAGCUCAUUUUACCCACUGAUGUUUUUUGAAGCGUCUUUUUCCCCCAAAUGCUUGGCAGGAAAACAGCCAGUUAGUGAGUUUUUACAACACAAACUUCCACAAGUGAAAUUGUGCAACCACUCACUCACCCAAAUGUGUCCGAAUAAAGUUUUCCCAAAAGUUAUUCCCAACUGUCAGUUACACUUUAAUUUAAGGUCCAUGACAAUUACCCGGGUGAAAAUGAACCAAAUGCCACAUGUAAAGGGGCUGUCGACUCUCACGCUUAGCAAUGGGCAUUAUCUGUUUAUUUGGGGGGAGAAUGGAAAGUUAUCUCACAGAUUGUUACAUUUGUUGUAUUAUUUCAUGUGUGACAAAUGUAUAAAUGCAGGCUUCAAUGCUACCCUGUUAGAUUGCAAACAAAGAAAAGUUUUAUUGAGGUGAACAAACUGCAUUUUAGAGCCGUUGAGAGAGUCUGAUUCUCAUGCCACAUUCAAAAGUAUCUUGGUUCCGUUUAAGUGAAGUAUCCCAAUCACAGCACAUACUGUCAACGUAUUUUCCGUUCCAGUGGCUCUCCAUUUAUCCAUUAGUUUUUCUUUUCACGAGAGCGAGUGAGGACAUUUACGAAAUCAAAAAGAGUCACCCUGCAAAACUAAGUCAGUAACAGGAAAUGGUGAUGUUUGAGUCUGAGCCAGACAUGCAGUCUGAAUUAAAGUUCUGAGCAGCUCAUCUUCUUGUCUCGUCUGUUUGAGGUGGUUUUGUUUAAUGAAACGUGAGGCAGCCCAUCCCUCUCAUGUCCAGAGCUAGACGAGGAGAAACUGAUCCAUGUGGACUGAGAGUCUGUGGAUGUGAGGCCAGGAUGUUCUGCUGAAGGUGAUGUGUGGCAGGGUGCUUAUGAACAUCCACAGUCACCUGGUUCCUUAGUGUGGCUUCACAGCUUAAUCGAAGAGUUGCGUUUAUAGUUGUUCAAAGUUUUUGCCGCAGUUGUCGAAAGGAAGUGACGCAACGUACGCCCCAACAUUUCUAAUGUAGUUUGCAGAAGACUUGCUGCUGACAGGGAGGGUGCCGCCGACCCCCAUCAUCUCCGCUCGCCCACCGCAUUUUAUCCAAGGAAAGUCGUGCAGCUCUGCGGAGGAGCCAUGUAAAUACUCCCUGGUCCAGGCCCAGAUGUAUAAACACUACACUGACCAGUCUUCAAGUCACCGUGAUCUGUGUACGCAGACGGGAAACUGUUUUGUAUGUAAAUAAAUAAAUAUGUCUAUCUGAGAAGAAGGUUACUAUUCCCAGUCAAGUACUCUCUGGUGUUUAAAACAAAUGAACCUGGUUGGACAAUGUAGCAUCUUAAUAAAUUAAUAAAUUAAGUCUGGACUGAC
Molecule: messenger RNA, 3540 nt
Organism: Synchiropus splendidus (mandarinfish)
Lineage: Eukaryota; Metazoa; Chordata; Actinopteri; Syngnathiformes; Callionymidae
Gene: vapb
Product: VAMP (vesicle-associated membrane protein)-associated protein B and C
Exons: 6
Coding region: 179-901 (240 amino acids)
Biological process (GO): endoplasmic reticulum membrane organization
Cellular component (GO): endoplasmic reticulum membrane; plasma membrane
Molecular function (GO): FFAT motif binding
Source: RefSeq, a predicted model, not a curated record